Eucalyptus grandis is the source of this 1123-nucleotide messenger RNA. RefSeq lists its product as uncharacterized. The record is from RefSeq and is a predicted model, not a curated record. The transcript has 4 exons. NCBI's taxonomy places the organism in Eukaryota, Viridiplantae, Streptophyta, Magnoliopsida, Myrtales, Myrtaceae. The coding region runs from base 52 to 696 and encodes 214 amino acids.
AACAGAGCGAGAGCAGAGAGAAUACAGAGGACAAGCGAAGAAGAGAGAUCCAUGAAGUCCCGGGAAUCUCCUCUCCUCCUGCUGAGCCUCGCUUGCUUGAUCUUCUCGUCGCUUCACGUUCCGGCGUCUUGUCAACGCUCUUCAGGACGACCCAGGUCGAUCGUCGCGCGUCGAGCUCUCCUCAGCUUCAAGGAGACUCCAAAGGGUGGUAACACCUCCUACGAUUGCUCUCCUUCUGGGGCUUGCGUUCCCUGCCUUUAUUCCGAGAAGAAAGAUGAAAAGUAUCGCUGCAGUGAGACCAGCUAUCGUAUCCCUUUGAAAUGUGUAGAGAUAGGGAAUAGUAAUGUUGUUAGUGGCAAAAAAUCUCAUAGUGGGCGCCUGGCAAUGGAAACCUUUCAUAAGAAAGUAAAGGGACUUGAUAUGCUGCAUGAAGAUGCUGAGCCUACUAAGUCGAUGAGUGUCAGAGCUUUACUGGAUGACUCGUCCAAAUCCAAAGCUGGGCCAGGAGAAUACAUCACUUACAGAAGCUGUAUACCAGCUUUAAAUGAGGAGAAGUUGUCAGUCAUUGGGUUUGAGGUCAUCCUAUUAUGUCUGUUACUUGUGAGCGGCUCAUUUAUCUACCUCAGGAAAAAACGUUCUGUCACUACAAUGCCAGGGGUUGCAGGAGUAAGGAUCCCAACAAAUUCUAGAUUUUAGGUCACAUAGUUGGUGGCAUCUUGAGGUGUGUCCCGUAAGUAACUGACAUGUCAAAAAGUGCAUGCAAGUUGCAUGUGAUUUUUGUAUGCACUUGGAAUUGCUGAUGGCAGGUCUUUGUGUGAUCUGUGAAUCAUUCGACAUAAGGGAGGGGAACAUAUUGCAAGUGGUCAUUCUUUCAGAUUUCGUCCAGUCUUUUGAGCAUGAGGAGACAGUAAGCUGGCCAAACGGAAGGGUAUAAUAAUAGUGCUUUGAGGCAAUUUUACGUAUUCUCUCCAGUUUUCUGUAAGUUCUUCCAGCUUUCACUUUCUACACUGUAAACCCUUGUAAAGAUGAAAAGUGCUCGAUUGCAUAUGCAUUCGUGGUUUGGACCUGGAAUACUAUGAAGCUGACUUGUUGAGAGGAAUUUUUGGCUGCCUUUUCUUUUCCA